GCGGCAACACUAAUCAGGGCAACACCAUACACGAAUUGGGUACGAACAACAUUAAUAGCCAGCCGACAGACACUAAAGUGAUCGAGCACACCACAGGCAACGAAGUACUCAUCAUGAAUACGAGCGACGACGAUCGAACGGCGAGCUUCUUUGCCCAGCCGGGCAUCUUGGCAGCUGUCAUCGGUGGCGCUGUCGUCGGUCUGCUGUGUGCCAUUCUCGUCGUCAUGUUCAUCGUUUACCGCAUGCGGAAAAAGGACGAAGGCUCCUAUGCACUCGAUGAACCCAAACGCUCGCCGGCGGUCAAUUCCUAUGCGAAAAACGCGAAUAACCGUGAAUUUUAUGCCUGAGAUAAUUCCCAACGUUACUAGAGAGAGUGAAGGCGGCAGGCGAUGGCAGAGAAGGAGAUAAAGUGAUGGCAGCAAACUCUUUGCGAAAUAGAAAGCGCCGAAGCAGAAAGAAGGUGAAGAAAGAGAAUAUAAAUAAUGAAAAUAAGCGAAUAAGUAAAUAGUGAAUAGUGAAAAAUAUAAAAAAAAAAAAAAAACAAAUAAAACAGAGAGCAGCAGCAAGAAGCAGUAUGAAACUAAGAGAUAACGAAAGUUUGAGAGUUUUUUAAGGAUUUUGAAGUUUCUCGUUUCGUAUGUAUUUAGAUCAUGUGUACUGCAGCAGGGCUUAAAGUUUAAAUUGAGUUACACACACACACACACACCAACACA
Molecule: messenger RNA, 713 nt
Organism: Rhagoletis zephyria (snowberry fruit fly)
Lineage: Eukaryota; Metazoa; Arthropoda; Insecta; Diptera; Tephritidae
Product: syndecan-like
Biological process (GO): cell migration
Cellular component (GO): cell surface; membrane
Source: RefSeq, a predicted model, not a curated record